Messenger RNA from Cyanistes caeruleus (blue tit), 2695 nucleotides. NCBI's taxonomy places the organism in Eukaryota, Metazoa, Chordata, Aves, Passeriformes, Paridae. The record is from RefSeq and is a predicted model, not a curated record.
UGAUUGCUACAGACCCGCUCUUUGCUGGGAGUAUUUGAAGAAGAUGCUGCUGCAAUAUCCAAUUACAUCAAUCAGUUGUUUCAAGCCAUGCACAGAAUAUAUGAUGCUCAGAAUGAAUUAAGUGCAGCAACUCACCUGACUUCAAAGCUUCUGAAGGAAUAUGAGAAACAGCGUUUUCCACUUGGGGGAGAUGAUGAAGUCAUGACUUCAACUCUGCAGCAAUUUGCAAAAGUGAUUGAUGAGCUCAGCUCUUGCCAUGCAGUACUUUCAACUCAGCUUGCAGAUGCAAUGAUGUUUCCUAUUACCCAGUUUAAAGAAAGGGAUCUAAAAGAGAUAUUAACUCUAAAAGAAGUUUUCCAAAUUGCAAGUAAUGACCAUGAUGCUGCCAUUACCAGAUACAGCCGGUUGUCAAAAAGAAAGGAAAAUGAAAAGAUCAAGGCUGAAGUUACAGAAGAUGUAUAUACUUCAAGGAAAAAACAGCAUCAGACUAUGAUGCAUUAUUUCUGUGCAUUAAAUACUCUCCAGUACAAAAAGAAAAUUUCUCUUCUAGAGCCCUUGCUAGGAUACAUGCAAGCUCAGAUAAGCUUUUUUAAAAUGGGUUCAGAAAAUCUUACUGAGCAAUUGGAAGAAUUUUUGACCAAUAUUGGCACGAGUGUACAGAAUGUUCGCAGAGAAAUGGAUUGUGAAGUAGAAAACAUGCAACAAACUAUAGAGGAUUUGGAAGUAGCCAGUGAUCCACUCUAUUUGCCUGAUCCUGAUCCUAUUAAAUUUCCUGCUCAUAGGAAUCUAACACGGAAAGCUGGCUAUCUCAAUGCAAGAAAUAAGACAGGGCUGGUGUCUUCCAGUUGGGAGAGGCAGUUUUACUUCACUCAAGGUGGAAAUCUGAUGAGCCAGGCAAGAGGUGAUGUGGCUGGGGGACUUGUCAUGGACAUAGACAAUUGCUCUGUGAUGGCUGUGGACUGUGAGGACAGACGGUACUGUUUUCAGAUAACAUCUUUUGAUGGCAAAAAGUCUUCAAUCUUACAGGCAGAAAGUAAAAAAGAUUAUGAAGAGUGGAUAUGCACCAUAAACAACAUAUCUAAGCAGAUAUAUCUAAGUGAAAACCCAGAGGAAAUAGCUGCCCGUGUGAAUCAAUCAGCUCUGGAGGCUGUCACUCCUUCUCCUUCCUUUCAGCAGAGGCACGAGAGCAUGAGGCCAGCUGUACAAUCUCGUCCUCCUGCAGUUCGUACCAGCAGCACAGGGUCACUGGGAUCUGACUCAGCAGCUCUCUCAGCACUUUCCUUGGAUUCCCUUGUUGCCCCUGACACUCCGAUCCAAUUUGACAUAAUAUCUCCAGUCAGUGAAGAUCUGCCUGGCCAAGCAAAAUCAUCAGGGCAAUCGGGCAGACGCACAAAUCCUUUUGGUGAAUCUGGAGGCUCAAAACCUGAAACAGAAGAUUCAAUUCUUCAUCAGUUAUUUAUUGUAAGAUUUCUUGGCUCUAUGGAAGUGAAGUCUGAUGAAAGCCCAGAUGUUGUUUAUGAAACAAUGCGUCAAAUACUCGCAGCUCGUGCCAUCCAUAACGUUUUCAGGAUGACAGAAUCACACUUGUUAGUCACUUGUGACUGUUUAAAGUUAAUUGAUCCACAGACACAAGUUACAAGACUACGAUUUCCUUUGCCCAAUGUAGUGCUGUAUGCUACACACCAGGAGAACAAGCGUCUCUUUGGAUUUGUGCUUAGAACCUCAGGAGGGAGAGUGGAGAGCUACCAGACUUCCAUCUGCUAUAUAUUUGAAUCAAAUAAUGAAGGGGAAAAGAUUUGUGACUCUGUUGGACUGGCCAAACAGAUAGCUUUUCAUGCAGAACUGGAUCGAAAAGCCUCAGAAAAGCAAAAAGAAAUAGACAGAGUCAAAGAGAAACAGCAAAAGGAACUGAAUAAACAAAAGCAAAUUGAGAAGGACUUGGAGGAGCAGAGCCGGUUGAUAGCAGCCUCCAGCAGAUCCAACCAGAGCAGCACAGAAGGACAGUUUGUAGUCCUUAGCAGCAGCCAGUCAGAAGACAGUGAUUUAGGAGAAGAUGGAAAGAAGAAGAGAGAAUCUGAAGCCUAAGGUUGCCUGCUUCAUUAAAGUCAGAAUCAUGAAUAUUUCUGGUGAAAUGGCACAAGUUCCACAAGAGGUGAAAUGUAGGUGGAGGGUCUGUCGUGUUAUAGCAAAGACUUCACAAUAUAUAGACCCUAUUAUGCCUUGAUUUUUCUUUCUCAGUUAAGUGAUUUCCAUUUCUGUCAGUAUAAUUUCUCUUGUAUUCCAGAUGAAGCAUGGUGAUGCUGCCACAUUAAUUACAAACAUAUGUUUUCUCAAGGCUUCUCUGCAGUAUGAGAAAAAAUAUGGGGGUUUUCCCCCACUUACCUCUGUGCAAUUGACUGCUUUGGAAGCAAAACUGAAAAUUCAUUGGCCUUCAGCAGUAACACUGAAAUUUUUUCUUUACAUUUCUCCAUUUACUAUGGAGAAUACUUUGCUGGAAACAAAAGUGGAUGUCCAAAUAAGACAGUGCUAAGCUUUACUCAGUUGCACAUAUCUGUUCUUAGAUUUAGAAAGAAGGAUCCCAAUUAACAUCAGUGAGAUGUGCAAUAGUUCUAAACAGAAGGUUCUUUUUUGUUUCAUUUUGCACAGUAUGAUACUGUCUUGAUUUUUUUUUUUUUUUUUUUUUUUUUUUUUAUUU